Molecule: messenger RNA, 286 nt
Organism: Caenorhabditis elegans
Lineage: Eukaryota; Metazoa; Nematoda; Chromadorea; Rhabditida; Rhabditidae
Gene: ZK355.8
Product: Lipoprotein
Exons: 2
Coding region: 38-223 (61 amino acids)
Source: RefSeq, marked reviewed
UCAAAUUUCAGGCCUUUCUUCAGUCCCAGAACACAUUAUGGACCCCCAAGGCUCGAAAAACGCAAUUAAUCAAGUUUCGCGCUCCGUUGAGAAGCAGGUCUAUAACCCUCCAGCAACCAACGGCUGGAAGCAAAUUGAAGUCAAAAACGAAGUGCACAAUAUUCAACGCCCGAAUGGUGCAGUCCAGGAGAAAAGAAUUCAAAAUGUGGUGUACAAGAAGUAAAUUUUUUGUGUUUUAACUUAUUUUAUUAUCACCGCCACGCACAAUAAUAAUAAACUUGUAACU